AUGACGGGCGACGCAGUGGGCAAAUCAGUCUCGGAUACUGAAAUUGAGAACUUCAAGCCAACAAUUGCAUCAUUCAGCGAUGUUGGGCCGGAGCUUCGCAAAGCGCUCUACGAACACAACAAUCAUGCAAUUGAACAAGAAUUUCUGGAUGUUGAAGCAAAAGUUGGCAUGAAAAGAGAACAUAUAGUAUGCGUGAUCAGCGGCCUGAUUGGGUUGUAUUUGUUAUUCGGCGAAGAAGCCGGUCUGCUGUGCAAUUUGAUCGGUUUCGCGUACCCGGCCACUGCUAGCGUUGCGACCUUUCUUCUGCUGUAUCUGAUGCUUCCACAGACACGCGGUGCUCAGCUUGUUCACGCCAAACUGAUUGCCCCGUUAUAUGCAAAAAUCUUCACCCCAGAAAACAACAAUAAUGUGCAAAAGUCGUGA
Gongylonema pulchrum is the source of this 423-nucleotide messenger RNA. Lineage: Eukaryota; Metazoa; Nematoda; Chromadorea; Rhabditida; Gongylonematidae. The record is from the annotation of a GenBank genome assembly.